UCCCUCCUCCGUCAUGUGAUGUAGCACCGAGUUGCCAGCAUGGAAGUACGACUUGUGACUGUUCUAAUCAGUUCGUAACGAGGUGGGAUUCACGAAUCUAACCACAGUAAGGGGGAAUAACUCCUGCAGAUCACAAACACCAGGAAGAGAUUAACAUCAGAUUAAUCAAAGAGGUCAUACAAGGGUGUCGUAUACAAGAAAAUAUUGCCAGUUGCUGAGAAUUUCUACUGAAAAAAAUUAUUUACUGCUACAUGUGGGCUGAUUGUCAAAUGGUUUCAGUAAAUUACAGUGAGCCAUUGUGUAUAGCAGAUUUACCAGCUACUGCAACAGGAACCUGUGGGCAGUCUUUGGCUUGUGGUAAUGAAGCUCUCAUGCAGCCAUCCUUUUUGCAGGAGGAGGGGGAUGGUGAAAGUGACAUUUCCAGUGCUCAAUCUUGCUCAAGUCCUGAAAUCCAGGAUACCUGUAACCUUUCUUACAGUCCUCCAGUUAAGAUGGGUCUAGCUUCAACAAAAAUGGAGGAGGAAGAGUCUCCUGUCUAUAAGGCACAUCUCAAGCUGCCCGAUUUUUGCUCCAGCAUGUCCAGUGACUUUACUCCCACUCUUGAGGAAAUUGAGGAGUUUCUGAAGGAGAAGAUGGACCUGAUAAAGGAAGGCAUGGCAGACAACUCACAGGCAGGAGCAGGGUUUGAGAUAAAGUCUGAACUGGGUUUGGAAAAACUGAAUGGGAGCACCAAUGGGCAGGUGAUGGUCACUUCUCUUGGGGGCUCUGAUUCAAGGUCCCAGGAGACAAGGACAGCAGCAGCUAUUUCCGGAGUUACAGCAUCAGUGGGGAGCAUACCAGUAGUUCUUCAGAUUCAGCCCAUACAGUUAGCUAGCGAAAGCCAGUUGCCUCAGACUACUGCUGGUGGAGUUAAAGUUGCGCAGUUGUUAAUUACUGUACAGGGACAAACAGUGGCUGUGAUUCCUCAAGUGAUUCAGGCACCUUUAAAUGUUUCAGACCAAAAGUAUGUCAAAAUUGCUCCUUUGCCAAUUGCAGUUAGACCUGGAGGUGUUGGCAGUUGUAUAACAUUGGAUGGAACCCAGAAGCUUCCAAAAGUUUCCCCUUCCCUGAUCCGCGUGCAUAAAUGCUCACAUCCAGGAUGUAAUAAGAUGUACACUAAGAGCAGCCACUUGAAAGCUCAUUUCCGACGCCACACGGGAGAGAAGCCUUACAUCUGCACAUGGCCUGAUUGUGGAUGGAGGUUCUCACGUUCUGAUGAGCUUUCCCGCCACAGACGCUCACACUCAGGACUGAAGCCUUAUCAGUGUUCCGUUUGUGAAAAGAAGUUUGCCCGCAGUGACCACUUGUCCAAGCACUUAAAAGUACACCGGGGUCAGCGUAACACCAGAAUUCCUCGCAUAGGAAGUUAACUGUAUCUUGCCUAAAAGUGACUGAGGAGAUUAAGGCUUAUUAAAUAAGCACUGUCUGACAGUAGGACGAAGGCAAUUAGCAGUGCUAUCUUAUUUUUUAAGCCAGACUGUCAUUAUGUUCACAUGCUACCUCUUAUCAUAUUCUGUAGGUUUUAUUUGACCUGAAGUCUUUCAAUACUCCCAUUGCUUUUAACUGUAAAUAUUGUUUAUGUUAAGAAUUAAGAGUUUGAGUGUUCACUAAUGAAAUCAAUUAUUUGUAUUCAGUAGGAAUGUUAUUCCUGCAGCAGGCUGUAACAAUGAUCUGUAGCCACAUAAUUACUAAUUAGCAAGAGUAUGCUAAAACAGCCCUGACGUUUAGGAUGUCUAUCUGUAUAACUGUAAAUAAAAUGAUUAGUAUUAAGAAGUUUGGCUUUCUGCCAGCAUGGCUACCUGAUGCAACAAAUUGUUACAGCUUGCCUUAGCCUUUCAUUUCACUUACAUGCUGUAGCGCACUGUUUUAUGAAGGUUUGAUAUUUAUGUUAUUUCACAACAAAGAAUUUUCCAUUUGGAGGAGAGGCCAGUACUGUUUAGCAAAACCUUCACAUUGGGUUUCGUUCAGACCUCUUUCUUCAGGAGAAAGUAAUAUAUAGUAAAAAGUUUUUCUGUAACAAAAUCACUCUUGUGGUGGUUUAGACAUUGUACAUUUUUGUCUGUUUUUUAUGUAAUAUGGAAAUUAGUGGCUUUAUAAUUGUCUGUGUAUAACUUUAACACUUGCUAAUGCACAGUGUAAAGAAGUUGGUUGAGGAACUAAGGCAAACUACGAAAGGAGACAUAAUCACUAGUAUUUCCAGAACAGUGUGAGUGCAUUUAUGUGCCACAUUACAUGGAAUGCAAGAUCUUCUAUGGAAUUUGAUUACAAAAUUUCACUAAAACAAUACUGUUUACUGUUGUCUCCAUAUGAUCGGUUAUAUACGUUAAAUUGAUUGCAGUCCUGGCUGUUACUGUGCGAAGGUUAAAUUUUAGUAGUGCAACACAAGGUGCACUGAAGUGUUCCAACUUCUCAUCUAGUUUUAUUUUAUUUUUUUUAGUCAUUGUACAUGUAUUACUAACUUCUAAAUAAUGAAUUUAUAUUGGUAAAUAUAACUGUAGACUGUGUGAUAUCACCCUGACCAUAACUUGCAGAAAACUGUGAACUCUGGGAAAUAUCACAUAUGACUGCGUCAGAAUUACAAUAAAUUAACCUGCUGCUGAUUUUGUUUUAAA
This is a messenger RNA of Protopterus annectens (West African lungfish), 2651 nucleotides long. RefSeq names its product Krueppel-like factor 15. The transcript is spliced from 3 exons. The record is from RefSeq and is a predicted model, not a curated record. Gene Ontology annotation, biological process: regulation of transcription by RNA polymerase II. Bases 252 to 1409 code for a protein of 385 amino acids. NCBI's taxonomy places the organism in Eukaryota, Metazoa, Chordata, Ceratodontiformes, Protopteridae. Gene Ontology annotation, molecular function: RNA polymerase II cis-regulatory region sequence-specific DNA binding; DNA-binding transcription factor activity, RNA polymerase II-specific.